Messenger RNA from Oncorhynchus kisutch (coho salmon), 7065 nucleotides. Its product is annotated as E3 ubiquitin-protein ligase RNF19A-like. Gene Ontology annotation, molecular function: zinc ion binding; ubiquitin-protein transferase activity. The transcript has 11 exons. The coding region runs from base 1 to 3357 and encodes 1118 amino acids. The record is from RefSeq and is a predicted model, not a curated record. Gene Ontology annotation, biological process: protein ubiquitination. NCBI's taxonomy places the organism in Eukaryota, Metazoa, Chordata, Actinopteri, Salmoniformes, Salmonidae.
AUGCUGCAGGCUGGCCUGGCUCCUAUAUAUUACAUCAGUGUGAUGCUGCAGGCUGGCCCGGCUCCUAUAUAUUACAUCAGUGUGAUGCUGCAGGCUGGCCUGGCUCCUAUAUAUUACAUUGUCAACGUGAUGCUGCAGGCUGGCCCGGCUCCUAUAUAUUACAUCGUCAAUGUGAUGCUGCAGGCUGGCCCGGCUCCUAUAUAUUACAUUGUCAGCAUGAUGCUGCAGGCUGGCCUGGCUCCUAUAUAUUACAUCAGUGUGAUGCUGCAGGCUGGCCUGGCUCCUAUAUAUUACAUCGUCAACGUGAUGCUGCAGGCUGGCCCGGCUCCUAUAUAUUACAUCGUCAACGUGAUGCUGCAGGCUGGCCCGGCUCCUAUAUAUUACAUUGUCAGUGUGAUGCUGCAGGCUGGCCUGGCUCCUAUAUAUUACAUCGUCAGCGUGAUGCUGCAGGCUGGCCCGGCUCCUAUAUAUUACAUUGUCAGCGUGAUGCUGCAGGCUGGCCUGGCUCCUAUAUAUUACAUCGUCAACGUGAUGCUGCAGGCUGGCCCGGCUCCUAUAUAUUACAUCGUCAACGUGAUGCUGCAGGUUGGCCCGGCUCCUAUAUAUUACAUCGUCAGCGUAAUGCUGCAGGCUGGCCUGGCGCCUAUAUAUUACAUCGUUGGCAUGAUGCUGCGGGCUGGCCUGGCUCCUAUAUAUUACAUUGUCAGCGUGAUGCUGCAGGCUGGCCUGGCUCCUAUAUAUUACAUCGUCAACGUGAUGCUGCAGGCUGGCCCGGCUCCUAUAUAUUACAUCGUCAACGUGAUGCUGCAGGCUGGCCCGGCUCCUAUAUAUUACAUUGUCAGUGUGAUGCUGCAGGCUGGCCUGGCUCCUAUAUAUUACAUCGUCAGCGUGAUGCUGCAGGCUGGCCCGGCUCCUAUAUAUUACAUCGUCAGCGUGAUGCUGCAGGCUGGCCCGGCUCCUAUAUAUUACAUCGUCCGUGUGAUGCUGCUGGCUGGCCCGGCUCCUAUAUAUUACAUCGUCAGCGUGAUGCUGCAGGCUGGCCCGGCUCCUAUAUAUUACAUCGUCAGCGUGAUGCUCCAGCCUGGCCCGGCUCCUAUAUAUUACAUUGUCAGUGUGAUGCUGCAGGCUGGCCCGGCUCCUAUAUAUUACAUCGUCAGUGUGAUGCUGCAGCCUGGCCUGGCUCCUGUAUAUUACAUCGUCAGUGUGAUGCUGCAGGCUGGCCCGGCUCCUAUAUAUUACAUCGUCAGCGUGAUGCUGCAGGCUGGCCCGGCUCCUAUAUAUUACAUCGUCCGUGUGAUGCUGCUGGCUGGCCCGGCUCCUAUAUAUUACAUCGUCAGCGUGAUGCUGCAGGCUGGCCCGGCUCCUAUAUAUUACAUCAGUGUGAUGCUGCAGGCUGGCCUGGCUCCUAUAUAUUACAUCGUCAGCAGAGCGUUGUCCCUUUCUGUCCUGGAAGAUAGAACCCUGACCUGUUUCUCCCUCUGGUUUUGUAGGUAUGCAGUCAUUGCCUUUGGCUGUGCCAGCUGUCCUAAGAUCACGUGUGGGCGUGAGGGGUGUGGCACGGAGUUCUGUUACCACUGUAAACAGCUGUGGCACCCCAACCAGACGUGUGAUGCCGCCCGGCAGCAGAGAGCCCAGAGCCUGAGGCUACGCACCUUCAGCUCCUCGUCUCUUAGCUACAGCCAGGAGAGUGGUGCUGCAGCCGAUGACAUCAAGCCCUGUCCGCGCUGCGCUGCUUACAUCAUCAAGAUGAACGACGGCAGUUGUAACCACAUGACCUGCGCCGUGUGCGGCUGUGAGUUCUGCUGGCUCUGCAUGAAGGAGAUCUCUGACCUGCACUACCUGAGCCCGUCAGGAUGUACCUUCUGGGGCAGGAAGCCGUGGAGCAGGAAGAAGAAGAUUCUGUGGCAGCUGGGCACGCUGGUGGGCGCUCCGGUGGGCAUCGCUCUGAUCGCUGGCAUCGCCGUCCCCGCCAUGAUCAUAGGCAUCCCUGUGUACGUGGGGAGGAAGAUCUAUAACCGCUAUGAGGGGAAGGACAUCUCUCCUCACAGGAGGAACCUGGUGAUAGCAGGAGGAGUCACUCUGUCUGUCAUCAUGUCUCCUGUGGUGGCAGCCGUCUCUGUCGGCAUCGGCGUGCCCAUCAUGCUGGCGUACGUGUAUGGCGUGGUGCCCAUCUCUCUGUGUCGCAGCGGGGGCUGUGGGGUCUCCACUGGUAACGGGAAAGGGGUCCGCAUCGAGUUUGAUGACGAGAACCAGAUGACCGCAGGGAGCGGGGCGCAAGCUACUGACACGACCUCUGUGGCGGACACCAGGAACAACCCCAGCAUCGGAGAAGGUAGCGUGGGGGGCAUGACGGGCAGUCUGAGUGCCAGCGGGAGCCACGUGGACCGGAUGGGCGCCAUGAGGGACAACCUGAGUGAGAAUGCCUCCACCAUGGCCCUGGCUGGGGCCAGCAUCACAGGAUCUCUGUCUGGCAGCGCCAUGGUCAACUACCUGAACAGGUUGGAGGUCCAGGCUGAUGUUCAGAAGGAGAGGUGUAGUCUGAGUGGAGAGUCGGCCACCUUCAGCUUGGGGACAAUCAGUGACAACGCUAGCACCAAAGCAAUGGCUGGAUCCCUUCUCAACUACAGAGACGGGACCAGUAUGGAGGUGCAGGUGGACAUAGAGCCGGGUAAGUCUGCUGGUCAACUACACGACCACACUAUGGAUGAUGGGAGAGACGCUGGGCGCUGUGGCUGGUCCUGCCACUCUGGAUGCCCCUCAGAGGGCCAGGAUGGCACCGCCAAGUCCUCCUCCUCCUCGGGGAAGAAGAGUAAAAGCAAGCUGAAGAAGGGAGGAGGCUGUAAGAUCCAGGAGACGAGGGAGGAUAUGGACGCUCGUCUCCUUGAGCAGCAGAGCACCAACUCCUCAGAGUUUGACUCUCCCUCCCUCAGCGGCUCUCUGCCCUCCGUAGCCGACUCUCACUCCUCCCACUUAUCAGAGUUCAGCGGCGGCUCUGACCUGGAGAUCAUGAAGACGUCCUGCAGCCAUGGAUCCUCGUCUGACUACCACAGCCGCUUCGCCACAGUCAGCCCUCUGCCUGAAGUAGAGGGAGACCGGCUGGAGGCGUUACCCUCACCCCGAGGUGUCCUCUCCCAGCCUCACUCCCCAGUCUCCUCGCCCUGUCCCGAGGUGUCCGUCUCCCCUCUGUGUCUGAUAGCAGAGGAAAACAUCAACCAGGUGUGUCCUACGAAGGCAGAUUGUGACUGUAUUACAGGAGGAGCCCUUCCCGUUGGACAGCUGCUGCAGGAGAACAACGACAACCUGCAGGCCCGUCCCUCCAGCCUGCUCCAGACCUCCUGUAUUCAGACUGACAUCUGACCUUAAAAACACCAGUUUUUGGUUUCACAGAAUUAUUAUUAUUUUUCUUUCUUCCCCAGAAGACAAAAGCUUUAAAUGGACAUUUCUGAAGUGUGGAAAUGAAGCAGUGGAGAAACAGCAAGGUGAAGGCUGUUGUUUCCUGUCAUGUGACAGUGUUCUGACUGGCUGCUGUCCCUCCUCACAAGCAGGAGUGAAAGAGACCCGUCACUGACCCCCAGGGCGGACUGUCAGUCAAGCUGGGGAUCAGGACGCAACGUUCAGGAACCUUCAAGCUCUCAAAACGCCAAGUUGAACUUUUAAUAUGAACCGGGCAAUACUAUCCUUCGUGUUCUCUUCAGUUUUAAAAUGAGUUUAUAAUUAAACCACUUCUGUUAAGUGAUGAUUUGUACUUAUUAUAAUUCAAUACUAGUCCGCUGGAAGGAAUUUAAAAGCCUGGUAGUAGUUUAUCUACGGCUAGCUGAGAGGGACAAACUAUUCUAUCUACGGCUAGCUGAGAGGGACAAAGUACUGGAGCAGAGUACUGUUGCUAGGUAGAAGUAGAGCUGGGUCUCUGGAAGGCCAUGGUUUAAACAUCCCAAAGAUGGAUGAAGGGUUAAUUAUAAUAGCCACAACCCACCAAUGAGAGAGCCACUUCCUUGAAAUUGUUUAACAAAUAUUUUUCAACCAUCAGUAAAAUAUUUUUUUUUUUCAGGCUGAAGAAGCUUUCACCUCACACAUAAUAAGAUCACUUUCAUAUCUGUUAUAACCAAUGAUUUAUAUAUACACUAGAUGACUGACAGGGGGCGCUGUGUUGAAGCCACCGUGCCUCCAUCUUGGCUCUUCCCCCCCUCCAUUGUAUAAAACAAUGUUUUGGAAGCUAAAGAAAUGUAUUUAUUAAUUGGUUUUAACAACAUGUAUUCCACUACAGACACCUUAAUACUUUUACAUUAUAUAAUGUGAGCUAAACGUACAAAUAAAAUAAUAUAUAACAUUUUCCUUUUUAGAUUAAUGUUCCUGUCCCCACUAAAACAAAAACAAAACAAAAUACAUGUAAUGUUGUCCUGGAAACAUUUGAUUGAAACACUGUAGAAUUCCAUUCAUUCCUAUGGAGGCCUGCUCCUAAUGGAGAGAGCCAAAAUGGCCGACCGGUGGCUUCAAAGCAUCUCAAUGGCCAAUACAUAUCAGUAAUCCAUCCCCUACUGGAGAGAGCCAAUAUGACCGACCGGUGGCUUCAAAGCAUCUCAAUGGCCAACACAUAUCAGUAAUCCAUCCCCUACUGGGGAGAGCCAAAAUGGCCGACCGGUGGCUUCAAAGCAUCUCAAUGGCCAAUACAUAUCAGUAAUCCAUCCCCUACUGGAGAGAGCCAAUAUGACCGACCGGUGGCUUCAAAGCAUCUCAAUGGCCAACACAUAUCAGUAAUCCAUCCCCUACUGGGGAGAGCCAAAAUGGCCGACCGGUGGCUUCAAAGCAUCUCAAUGGCCAAUACAUAUCAGUAAUCCAUCCCCUACUGGGGAGAGCCAAAAUGGCCGACCGGUGGCUUCAAAGCAUCUCAAUGGCCGCCAAUACAUAACAUCAGUAAUCCAUCCCCUACUGGAGAGAGCCAAUAUGGCCGACCGGUGGCUUCAAAGCAUCUCAAUGGCCAACACAUAUCAGUAAUCCAUCCCCUACUGGAGAGAGCCAAUAUGGCCGACCGGUGGCUCCAAAGCAUCGCAAUGGCCAACACAUAACAUCAGUAAUCCAUCCCCUACUGGGGAGAGCCAAUAUGGCCGACCGGUGGCUCCAAAGCAUCGCAAUGGCCAACACAUAACAUCAGUAAUCCAUCCCCUACUGGGGAGAGCCAAUAUGGCCGACUGAUGGCUUCAAAGCAUCUCAAUGGCCAAUACAUAACAUCAGUAAUCCAUCCCCUACUGGAGAGAGCCAAUAUGGCCGACCGGUGGCUUCAAAGCAUCUCAAUGGCCAACACAUAACAUCAGUAAUCCAUCCCCUACUGGGGAGAGCCAAUAUGGCCGACCGAUGGCUUCAAAGCAUCUCAAUGGCCAAUACAUAACAUCAGUAAUCCAUCCCCUACUGGGGAGAGCCAAAAUGGCUGACCGGUGGCUUCAAAGCAUCUCAAUGGCCAAUACAUAACAUCAGUAAUCCAUCCCCUACUGGAGAGAGCCAAUAUGGCCGACCGGUGGCUUCAAAGCAUCUCAAUGGCCAACACAUAACAUCAGUAAUCCAUCCCCUACUGGGGAGAGCCAAUAUGGCCGACCGAUGGCUUCAAAGCAUCUCAAUGGCCAAUACAUAACAUCAGUAAUCCAUCCCCUACUGGAGAGAGCCAAUAUGGCCGACCGGUGGCUUCAAAGCAUCUCAAUGGCCAACACAUAUCAGUAAUCCAUCCCCUACUGGGGAGAGCCAAUAUGGCCGACCGAUGGCUUCAAAGCAUCUCAAUGGCCAAUACAUAACAUCAGUAAUCCAUCCCCUACUGGGGAGAGCCAAAAUGGCCGACCGGUGGCUUCAAAGCAUCUCAAUGGCCAACACAUAACAUCAGCAAUCCAGGGUUUAUAUACGUUGGUUAUUACUCAUUGUGCCUUUUUGAAAAGGAAAAGCUGUUUUUCCUCUUUCUAAUCGUCUGCAUCUCUCCACCUCUUCUAGACUUUCAAAAGCUAAAACAACAGCUUUCAGAUGGUCUCUUGACCAGGAGAGAUACUAGACGAGUAGGGCUUCAUAAUACUGUGGUAGACUUUACACGUCUUGUUCAAUUGCCUACCAAAGACAGCACUCAGGCUCUUGAGAACUCUUGUUCCUGGUAACCCUUGACGACGUCUGUUUUGUCAUCCCCCAGACUCCACCUGGUGCAGCAUGUCUACACCGCGUGGUUAAACAUGUCAACAUAAACACAGGAAUGUAUACAGACUGCUUGUUUGUUUGUUUUCUAAUACGCUUUACAAAUGCUACGCAAAUAACAGGAGGCCAGAGUCUCCUGCUGUUAACCAGACUGGUUACAUAAAUGUACUGCAAUGCUCAGAGUGUAUGUACAGGGAUAUCAUCAGUUGACCCCCCCCCCCCCCCCUCUAUUCCUGUCUGUGUCCCAAAUGACAGUCUGUUCCCCGACACAGUGCACAGGUAGUGUACUAUCUAGAGAGUAGUGUGCCAUCAGGGCCGCAUGGCGUCUGUUCCCCGACACAGUGCACAGGUAGUGUACUAUAUAGAGAGUAGUGUGCCAUCAGGACCGCAUGGCGUCUGUUCCGUGUCUCCUGCCGGUCUGUGAAGACGUGGCUGAAUGAUGACAUCUCUGGACUGAUUUAAAUGCUGCUGCCUCUCCUCCCCUCACACACGUUGUCUGUUUAUUCCCUGAUUCAUUCUCUGCACUGUCCAUUUCCUGUUGGUUUAAUUCUCUGCCCUGACCAUUUCCUGUUGGUUUAAUUCUCUGCCCUGACCAUUUCCUGUUGGUUUAAUUCUCUGCACUGUCCAUUUCCUGUUGGUUUAAUUCUCUGCCCUGACCAUUUCCUUUCCUAUACUUUAAACACUAGUGCCAGAUAGAUUUUCUAAUUUGUGCAGAAUGACAUGAUCCUGUCCCCAGAUCUGUGUUUGAAGUGGUAAUGACCAAAGGAGAUGGACAGAGGACACACACAGAUCUGGGACCAGGCUAGAAUGCCAUUUAAAGGUAUCUGUAUAUUCGUUUGCUAAUUUCCUUUUACAAUGUGUGUAAAAUGCAUAUCUAAAGAAAUAAAUAUCUCUUAAACUUUU